Doryrhamphus excisus (bluestripe pipefish) is the source of this 960-nucleotide messenger RNA. It is a transcript of the gene tceanc2, whose product is annotated as transcription elongation factor A (SII) N-terminal and central domain containing 2. Lineage: Eukaryota; Metazoa; Chordata; Actinopteri; Syngnathiformes; Syngnathidae. Gene Ontology annotation, cellular component: nucleus. Gene Ontology annotation, biological process: DNA-templated transcription. The record is from RefSeq and is a predicted model, not a curated record.
AUUCCCGACUACCUCAAAUGCAACACCCGUAGCACAACACUGCUAGCUCACAGCUAGCUUUAGCAGUUGAUGUUGUGGGUUUAUCCGCCAGAAUUCUCAUAGUAAAUGAACGAAUAAGCUCAUUUAAGACAACCCCAAAUUUGUGAUUACAAAUGGACAAUUUUGUGGUGCGACUACCGACGGAAGAGAAGCCUAAAAAGUCGAGGAGCAACGAGAAAGUUUACAAGCAAACAACCAUAGAAUCGCUACGGAGGGUGGUCGUCAUUGAGGACAUUGUGCGCUGCAAGUCCACGUUGGAGCUGCCAGGACAGAGCAGGAACAACAUGCUGAGUGCCCUGACUGAGCUGAGCAAAAAGAUGCCAUCCAGGGAAGUGCUCAAGAGCACUAAAAUAGGUCACACUGUCAACAAACUGCGGAAGCAUCCGGACCCGGAGGUGAGCGCAGCGGCCGCCAAGGUUUACACAGACUGGAGGACAUUCAUCGAGGAGAAUUCCAAUAAGCCGUCCAUCGAGGUGCGCUCCGACAAGCAAUCCGAGGGGCUCAGGAGCAACGCCAGAAGGCUCAUGGCAGAGGCCUUGGAGGUCAAGGAGGACACGGGACUCGUGGACAACAUAGAGCGAGAGGUGUUUCACCAGAGUGGCAGAUUAGUCAGCGGUUCCUACAGGAGGACGAUCAGAGCGCUGGUGUUCGCUUUCAGGCACCAACCCGAGCUCAGAGCUCACACGAAGAAGAACAGUUCCUCAGUUGGCCGGCUGGUGUCCAAAUAUAAGAAAUAGCCUGCAAUCGAUGCAAAGCUCAUACUUGAAAUGCAACCUAGCUAUUAUUUUUUAUUCAGUGUAAAUAUGUCGUUCAUUCUCAUUGGUCCCCCUGCUUCCUUUUUUUUAUUGCUGAUUGCUGUUCUUGUUUUUAUACUGGAAAGAAAAUGUGAAUUAAAAUCCUCAUGGGUGACUUCAUUAGGUA